CACAGUAUUAUCUUCCCCCGAGCACCGCAUACUGCCCUUUGAUUGGCUGAUCGCACUUAGUAAGCCACUCCGAGGCCUACGGGAGACAGUGUUUGGGGCUGACAGGGAGAGGAAAGAGGACUGUCGCUCGUUGCUUGUGUUUUAUUUUAUUAUUUGAGAGAGGCGGCCCAGGUGGGGUCAGUUCACCAUGGGCUCCAUAUUCCGGAGUGAGGAGAUGGCCCUGUGCCAGCUGUUCCUCUCCAGUGAGGCGGCCUACAACUGUGUGUCCGAGAUUGGUGAGGUCGGCCUGGUGCAAUUCAGAGACCUCAAUCCUGAUGUGAAUGCCUUCCAACGCAAGUUUGUCCACGAGGUGCGGCGGUGUGAUGAGAUGGACCGGAAGCUUAGGUACCUGGAGAAGGAGAUACUGAAGGACAAGCUGCAGAUCAUUGACACUGGAGAGAACCCUGCCGCACCUCAGCCCAGGGAGAUGAUUGACCUGGAGGCCACGUUUGAGAAGCUGGAGAAUGAGCUGCGUGAGGUGAAUGCCAAUGCCGAGACCCUCAAGAAGAACUCCCUGGAGCUGACGGAGCUGAAGCACGUCCUGGCCACCACCCAGCUCUUCUUCCAAGAGCAGGAGGCACAAACUUCCCUCACUAUUGAACAGAGGGACUCAGAGCCCAACAGCAGCAUCACCCAGAACCUGCUGCCUGCCGAGGAGGGGAAAGGACCUGUGCAGCUUGGGUUCGUGUGUGGCGUCACCAACCGGGAGCGCAUGCCCAUGUUUGAGCGCAUGCUGUGGCGUGUGUGUCGUGGCAAUGUGUUCGUCCGCCAGUCUGAAGUGCAGCAGCCCCUGGAGGACCCCGUCACGGGGGAGGAGGUGUUCAAGACUGUCUUCAUCAUCUUCUUCCAAGGUGAGCAGCUCAAGACCAAGGUGAAGAAGAUCUGUGAGGGUUGCCGCACCACCAUGUACCCAUGCCCCGAGUCUGCCCAGGAGAGGAAGGAGAUGGGCCAGGGUGUGGAGGGGCGCCUGGCUGACCUGCGCACGGUGCUGAACCAGACUACUGACCACCGCCACCGUGUGCUAGCAGCUGCUGCCAAGCACCUGAGGACCUGGUUCAUCAAGGUGAAGAAGAUGAAGGCCAUCUACCACACCCUCAACAUGCUCAACCUGGAUGUGACAAAUAAGUGCCUCAUUGCCGAGUGCUGGAUCCCCACGGUGGACAUGGGUUCCAUCCGGGCUGCCCUGCGCAAAGGAACGGAGCGUGCUGGCAGCUCAGUGGAGCCGAUCAUUAACCAGAUGCACACUCACAUGAUGCCGCCGACCUUCCACCGCACCAACAAGUUCACCAUUGGCUUCCAGAACCUGAUUGACUCAUACGGCAUUGCCACCUACCGCGAAGUGAACCCGGCCCUGUACACCACCACCACCUUCCCAUUCCUGUUUGCUGUCAUGUUUGGUGAUGCUGGCCACGCCAUGAUCAUGCUGCUGUUCUCGGGCUGGAUGGUGCUGCGGGAGAGACAACUCAUUGCCUCCAAGAUGAGUGGUGAGAUCUGGAACAUCUUCUUCAGUGGACGUUACAUCCUGCUGCUGAUGAGUCUCUUCUCCAUCUACACUGGAAUUAUCUACAACGACAUCUUCUCCAAGUCCUUCAAUAUCUUUGGGUCAUCAUGGCACAUUGGAGACAACGCCAACGCUACGGAGGCAAACUUGCAGGCCUGGGGGGAGCUGACUCUGGACCCCUACUACCGCGACUUGUACUCUGGCAAACCCUAUCCUGUUGGCUUUGACCCGAUAUGGCAGAUUGCGGUGAACAAGAUUGCCUUCCAGAAUUCCUACAAGAUGAAAAUUUCCAUCAUCAUUGGUGUUUUUCACAUGAUCUUCGGUAUCAUGGUUUCCCUCGCCAACCAUCUGUUCUUCCGGCGUUAUUGGAACAUUGUGUGUGAGUUCAUCCCCCAAAUGGUCUUCCUGGUGAGCCUGUUUGGGUACCUGUGCUUCAUGGUGUUCUUCAAGUGGGUGUCCUUUGGCUGUGGUGAGGAGUUUGACGCGCAGCACAACUCUGAUUGUGCCCCGUCUGUCCUCAUCUACUUCAUCAACAUGGUGCUGCUCAAGAAAGACGAGCCGCCUGGAGACUGUGAUGCGUUUAUGUACAAUGGUCAGUUCAUUGUGCAGUUGAUACUGCUGGUGAUAGCACUGCUGUGUGUGCCCAUCUUGCUGAUCCCCAAGCCCUUCAUUGCCCGGUACCAAUACUACCAGCGCAUGAGGCGGCAGGCAGUGUCUCAGCAGCUACUGGAGACUCAGGGAGCAGGAACAUCAGUGCCAGUCCAUGAGGAGGAGUUUGAGUUCAGUGAGGUGUUCAUUGAGCAAGCCAUUCACACCAUCGAGUUUGUGCUGGGCUGCGUCUCCCAUACAGCCUCCUACCUCCGACUGUGGGCGCUGUCCUUGGCGCACGGGCAGCUGUCAGAGGUGCUGUGGAACAUGGUGAUGAAGAUUGGUCUGCAGCAGGGGUCCACAGUUGGUUGUGUGAUGCUGUACGUUAUUUUCUCCUUCUGGGCGGUCCUCACUGUGAGCAUCCUGGUGCUGAUGGAGGGACUGUCUGCCUUCCUUCACACCCUGCGUCUCCACUGGGUGGAGUUCCAGUCCAAGUUCUAUAAGGGUGAGGGAUACGCCUUUGCGCCGCUCACCUUCAAGCACAUCAUCAACGGGGACGACGAAGAGACAGGAUAGACACGCUGCCUGUGCCUCAACACCUCUCACCAUUAUUCUUGCCAGGAUGAAACUUUAAAAUUUCUCGUAGUUGUGCAAACAAAUGUCUUUGGUUGACCUGCAAAGAUUGUGUAAUGUAAUAGUGGUUGUGUAAGUAAAUUAUGUAGAGUAUAUUAUCUAUUUUGUGUCAGAUUUAUUUUAAUUACAUACAUUUUAAGUUAAACAUUUAAAUUUAUAUUUUGCUUUUACAUAAAAAAUCUUCUUGUAUCAAUGUCAAUUAAACCCACAUGUAAAAGGAAUAGGCAAGACUAUAUUAAUUUAUACACUGUACCAAAUUUAGAAUAUUCUCAAAAUUAUAUAAGAUGUAAUGAUUUAUGUACUGUACAAUAUUUAAAAAAAACUCAGAAUUCUAUAAAGUUUCAUAAUAUGGAAGCUAAUCUUCAAUAUACAUAUAUGUAUAUAUCCAGACAUACUUUUAAUGUGUACCCUCCUGAGCCCUGCCAGGGAGAGCAUGUGUGUCUGUGUGACAUGUUGGUGCUACAGUAACUGUUGUGAGUCAGUGUUUGGGAGGACCCAUCUGUGUCACCCUGGAAGUGUCAGUCUGUCCCCCAAGCCAACCUUUGUCUGCAGUCUUGUCAGUUGUUAUGUAAGAAAUUAAGACCAAGAUUAUAAUGGUUAGUGGAAGAAGCCUAAAAGUGGCAGUCCUUUUGUCUUCACGUAUCAUUCCUCUCCUGAAAGGCAAGUGUUGAAUCUAUGAGUAAUAUGAUGGAAUACUCCAGUUAUCUGCCAUCCUGUUUGAGAACCAGUUAAACAAGUUUCUUCCUGUCUCCUGUUUGAGUUUCAACUUCAAGACUGAACUCUACUUGUAUUCAUCCCACCAUUAUUACUAACCAUAGAGGCAGUCUAUAUCUCCCUUGUUGAAAUUAAAAUCCUUAUAUCACUGAACCACCACCAUCAGAUUCUUUUGUACUCAAUUUAUAUCAGUAUAGGUAAGGUCAGAUUGUGCAAAACAAUGCCUGAUGUGAAUGGCAUUGCCGUGAUCCUUUGCAAUACAUUUUUACAAUAUGGGAGGUGGUAUUACAGUUACAAAGAACAUGUGGUGACUGAGGUUUCCAGGGGAGCACAGAUGGAUCUUGCUCUCCCUCUCGCUCUCUUUAAGAUUGUGUCUGUCUAACUGACCGUGAGCUUACCAGUAUUACAGAUCAGAGUGAGAAACUGUUGUGAACAAAUGUCAAGGAGGGUUGUAGUAUCUGAUAUAACAUUUUGGGAAUUAAAGGUAAUUCAUUAACA
Messenger RNA from Scylla paramamosain (green mud crab), 3973 nucleotides. Its product is annotated as V-type proton ATPase 116 kDa subunit a 1-like. The transcript has 17 exons. Bases 188 to 2704 code for a protein of 838 amino acids. The record is from RefSeq and is a predicted model, not a curated record. Gene Ontology annotation, cellular component: vacuolar proton-transporting V-type ATPase, V0 domain; plasma membrane; vacuolar proton-transporting V-type ATPase complex. Lineage: Eukaryota; Metazoa; Arthropoda; Malacostraca; Decapoda; Portunidae. Gene Ontology annotation, biological process: vacuolar acidification; proton transmembrane transport. Gene Ontology annotation, molecular function: proton-transporting ATPase activity, rotational mechanism; ATPase binding.